AUGGCACAGAACCGCCAGUUUUCGUUAGAGGCAUCCAAAAUGCUCAAGCGUAAAAGCUCGGAGCUAUUCCGAAGUUUACCUAAGGUUCCAACCACACAGUAUCUGGAACCCGCAGAGCUGACUCGCGACAUCCUGUAUAGCGGGUACCGACCUGUGAUUUAUCCAGUGCGAGAAAACCCACUUUUCAAAAAAGCCGGACGGACGUCCCAUAAUAACCAAAAUGAUGGGGAGCACAGACCGUCAAAAAGUGCAGCGGAGCAGAAUGCCAUGGCCGGGCCUCAUGGUAACGGUGGGAUAGGCUCGGGAGGUGUGAAUGGCACCUGGCGCUACAACCCACGGAUCCCGUCCAAACUGUUGCCGUUCAAUCUGUGGUCGAGCACCAGUAUGGCUAUGGAGUACCACUCAGAGUGGAUCGGGGUGCCCCGCGUGGUGGUGAAUAAGUUGCGGCCGUUUGAGGUGCCGCUGGCGCCCGCGGUGCCAGAGCUUUCAAGGAACAGGACCAAAUCCGUAGAUACUACAGCCCAGGUCGGUUCUGCCACGCCGGCGUUACAGUCUCGAGCAACAACACCCUUGCGUAGGAAGCCCAAGUCCUCCGAACGGAACACCGCCGACAAGAAGCUCUCGAAACAGGUGGAUCAGUUUAUCAGCUACUUGCGGGAAAAAGAUAGAGGAUAA
This is a messenger RNA of Lachancea dasiensis, 675 nucleotides long. The record is from the annotation of a GenBank genome assembly. NCBI's taxonomy places the organism in Eukaryota, Fungi, Ascomycota, Saccharomycetes, Saccharomycetales, Saccharomycetaceae.